Messenger RNA from Bursaphelenchus xylophilus (pine wood nematode), 1865 nucleotides. NCBI's taxonomy places the organism in Eukaryota, Metazoa, Nematoda, Chromadorea, Rhabditida, Aphelenchoididae. The record is from the annotation of a GenBank genome assembly.
AUGGGAAAGCGGCGGAUCAGUUACUUCUAUGAUGGCGACGUCGGUAACUUCUAUUACGGCCAGGGUCAUCCUAUGAAGCCACAUCGUAUACGCAUGACCCACUCGCUGCUCUGUGCUUAUGGUAUCUACAAUAAAUUGGACGUCUUUGUAAGUUUUUUUCCUCUAAAUAAAAUUCCUUGUUUAGGAACUGCGGAAGCUGUUGAGGUUAUUGUAAAUUACUCUUUCAGAGGCCGGAUCCAGCCACUUUCGAGACGUUAACCUCGUUUCAUUCCGAUGAUUACAUCAAUUUCCUCAAGGACAUCAGGCCUGAUAAUAUUUCGAAUUUCGGAAACGCUAUGCAGAAUUUCAACGUCGGUGAAGAUUGUCCGGUGUUCGAUGGGCUCUACGAGUUCUGUUGCAUUUCCAGUGGCGGUAGUUUGGGUGAGUUUUUAACCGUUUUGCUUGGUUUUUAGAUGUCCACCAAAUUCCCCCUUGGAUAAUAUAAAUUCCGAAUAUUUUUGACGAUUUUUUCCAGCCGCCGCCUCAAAAUUGAACCUCGGUGAAGCUGACAUUGCAAUAAACUGGAUGGGAGGGCUUCAUCACGCCAAGAAAUGCGAAGCUUCCGGAUUUUGCUAUACAAAUGAUAUUGUACUAGCCAUUUUGGAAUUGCUGAAUUACCAUCAGCGAGUAUUGUAUGUAGACAUCGAUAUUCAUCAUGGUGAUGGUGUUGAGGAGGCAUUCUACACGACGGACAGAGUCAUGACCUGCAGUUUUCACAAGUAUGGAGAGUAUUUCCCAGGGACAGGAGAUAUCCGGGUGGGUGAAUGUUUUUGAUUAUUUUGUUUGGAUUUAGGGUUUCCAAAGGGAUGAACAAGACUUGGUUUGAAAGAAGAUGUCCUAAUAAGUCUAGAAAACUUAAUUUUAUACGAAAUAGUUCCCUGCAUCAAAAGCUAUGGCCAUUUUUAUAUUACACUUGAUAUUGACCUAACCUUCUUUGGAAAAUGUCUUAUAAAUUGAAUAUUUUCAGGACAUUGGAGCUGGCGAAGGACGAUAUCACGCCCUGAACUUCCCUCUUCGCGAUGGUAUUGAUGAUGCCACCUAUGAAUCGAUUUUUGCGCCAGUUAUGACCAAAGUCAUGGAGCAUUUCCGACCAGACAUUGUCGUCCUUCAAUGUGGCGCCGAUUCGUUGACCGGUGAUCGACUUGGGUGUUUCAAUUUGACGGUGAAAGGUCAUGGGCGAUGUCUGGAGUUCCUCAAGAAGUUCAAUGUUCCCAUUUUGAUGCUGGGAGGUGGCGGUUAUACGAUUCGAAACGUCGCGAGAUGCUGGGCCUAUGAGACCUCGAUAGCUUUGGACACGGAAUUGUCGAAUAGUAGGUGGAAUUGGGAAUAUAUUUGAAUGUCAUAUUGUUGCAGACAUUCCAUACAACCCGUACAUUGAUUAUUACGGGCCGGACUUCCUCCUUCAUAUCACACCUUCCAAUAUGCCCAAUCACAACACCAAGGAGUACUUGGACAAGGUUUCAAUCGAUAUUUUUGAGUCCCUCAGACAGUUGGAUGCAGCGCCGUCGGUCCAAAUGAAAGGUAAGAGUUUUUGUUUUUAUUGUCUACAGAUUUAGAGAAUCAAAUGGCGGGUUAUUGACGAUUAUAUUACUUUAGCCACACCUACAACAAGGAUCGACAAAACUGCCGCUAUCGAUGCUGCCGAUCCGGAUGUCCGACUCCCCGACGCUGUAACUGAUGGCAUCAUCGAGGACAAUGGAGAGCUGUACGAUGGAGAGAAGGAGGGCGGAGAUCUGAGGAACCGACAUAACUUUAAACGACCGGCCUCUCCAGCUGGAUUGGAGGGCCAAAAAAGGCCAAAGGAUGAACAAAAUGAUGUGGUAUGA